This is a messenger RNA of Myripristis murdjan (pinecone soldierfish), 8151 nucleotides long. RefSeq names its product Rho GTPase activating protein 5 (gene arhgap5). Gene Ontology annotation, molecular function: GTPase activator activity. The transcript is spliced from 7 exons. Gene Ontology annotation, cellular component: cytosol. Lineage: Eukaryota; Metazoa; Chordata; Actinopteri; Holocentriformes; Holocentridae. The coding region runs from base 479 to 4999 and encodes 1506 amino acids. Gene Ontology annotation, biological process: regulation of cell size; Rho protein signal transduction. The record is from RefSeq and is a predicted model, not a curated record.
GAGGGAGAAGAGAGAAGAGAGAAGAGAGAAGCAGGUUUCGGGUUACAACAACGCAUACCACUGUAAUAACACCGAAAUACACUAAAAUACAAGCGGACCGGCCGUUUUGGACCACGGAGAGACUCGACCUCCGCCUCGGCCGCACUCGGCACCGCCGGAGGGACACUGACGGCGGCGCGCUGUGGACUGUAACCCGGAGUUUUGCGUGGAAAUGCUUUCUCCUCUUUUCCGUGGUAUGUGGAUCUGGGAGCGACCAUGUUAGGCAGGUGAUAAAGGAGAACGCCGGCUGCCCUGUCCCAGCUUGAAGAGGACCUUGGAUAGAACGCAAGAGACGCACACACAGGCAAAAGAAGGAUAAGGAUUCACCACUACCGAGGGAAAACCACGAUGCCUCUGCGCCGCGGAGCAAUAGAACUGGAAUGAUAUCUUGACCUUUUCUCCUAGAAGUGACCAAGUUAGAGAUGAGCGGGGGGAUAUAAUGGCCAAGAACAAGGAUGCUCGUCCCCCUACGUUCGCCGUCAGCGUGGUUGGCCUCUCGGGGACGGAGAAGGAGAAGGGCAACUGUGGCGUGGGCAAGUCCUGCCUAUGCAACCGGUAUGUGCGUCCCGAUGCGGACAGCUACUACUCGGAGCACACCUCGGUGCUGAGCACAAUAGACUUUGGAGGCCGCGUGGUCAACAAUGACCACUUCCUGUACUGGGGGGAGGUUCUUCAUCGCGGCGAUGAUGGGGUGGAGUGUAAAAUCCAAGUCAUCGAGCAAACAGAGUUUAUUGAUGACCAGACAUUCCUCCCACACCGGAGCACCAACCUGCAGCCGUACACCAAACGAGCGGCGGCGACCAAGCUCCAGUCGGCAGAGAAACUCAUGUAUAUUUGCACCGACCAGUUAGGCUUAGAACAGGAUUUUGACCAGAAGCAGAUGCCUGAUGGGAAACUGAACAUUGACGGCUUUGUGCUCUGCAUUGACGUCAGCAAGGGUUGCAACAGGAAAUUUGACGACCAGAUGAAGUUUGUCAACAGCCUGUACUCGCAGAUCGCUAAGUCGAAAAAGCCCAUUGUUGUAGCCGCCACUAAGUGUGACGAGUGCGUGGACCAGCACCUGAGGGACCUGCAGGCCUUCACAGCCAACAAGAAGAACCUGCAGGUCAUUGAGACGUCAUCACGCUCCAGCAUCAACGUGGAGAUCUGCUUCAACACGCUGAUCCAGCAGCUGGACAAGACACGGGGGAAGCCCAAAACUGUGCCAUAUUUGGAGGCCUACAAAAUCCAGCGGCAGCUGGUUGCUGCGGUAACAGACAGAUUUGAGAAGCUGAUGGUGCAAACGGUGAGGGAUUAUCACACCACAUGGAAAACGGUGAUAAGUACUCUGAAGGGCCAAUCUGACUAUGAGGAGUUCAUCACUUUGGAGGGCACGAAGAAAGCCCGCAACAUGUUCAACAAGCACAUUGCACAGCUGAAACAGGAGCACAUCAAGAGGAGGAGGGAAGAGUAUCUGACGACACUGCCGAAAACCCUUAACAACCUCCUCAACAACCUGGAGGAGGUGGAGAACCUCUCCUGGCCCGAGGCACAGAGUCUGAUCCGGAGCCGGCCCGAUUUCCAGUACUGGUUUGUGAUUCUGGAACACACGCCGUGGGAUGAGACGGACCACAUCGACAAUAAUGACCGCAGAGUGCCCUUUGACCUCCUGGAUACACCUGACGGUGAGAGGAUUUACCUGAACCAUGUUCAGCACCUGUUCUCGGAGAAGAGGAGGGUGGAGAUGAAAGAGAGGUUUAAAAAGACGCUAGAGAGGGUUCACUUUAUCAGCCCGGGGCAGCCGUGGGAGGAAGUCAUGUGCUUUGUCAUGGAGGACGAGGCCUACAAAUACAUAACAGAAUCAGAUAGAAGGGAUGUUUACAGCAGGCACCAGCAGGAAAUAGUUGAAAGGGCCAAAGAGGAGUUUCAGGAAAUGCUUUUCGAGCAUGCUGAGCUAUUCUAUGACUUGGAUCUGAAUGCCACGCCCAGCUGCGACAAGAUGAGCGAAAUCCACAGCGUGCUGAAUGAGGAGCCCAGAUACAGAGCGCUGCAGAAACUUGCCCCAGAUAGAGAGUCCCUCCUUCUCAAACACAUUGGUUUUGUUUACCAUCCCACUAAGGAGACAUGCCUGAGCGGGCAGAGCUGUGUGGAUCUGAAAGUGGAGCAGGUUUUAGCCAACAGACUGGUGCAGCUCGACCACGGGCGCUCUAAUCUCUACUAUAACAGUGCCAACAUUGAUAAGAUCAACCUCUGCCUCCUGGGGAGGGAGGGCCUCGCUCAGGAGCUAGCCAAUGAGAUUAGAGCUCAGUCCACAGACGACGAGUACACCCUGGAUGGUAAAAUCUAUGAGCUGGAGCUUCUUCCUGUGGAUGUGAACUCCACGCUGCUGUUCAGCCACACGUGGGUUUCCACUUUCAAACCACAUGGCUGCUUCUGCGUGUUCAACUCCAUUGAAUCACUGAACUGCAUUGGGGACUGCAUCGGCAGGAUCAGAGCAGAGAUAGCACAGAACAGGAGGGAUCGGUUUGCUCAGCCGCUGCCAUUCAUCCUGAUUCUGGCCAAUCAGAGAGACAGUGUUUGUAAAAACAUGCCUAUUCUGAGGCACCAGGGCCAGCAGCUGGCUAACAAGCUGCAGUGCACCUUCGUCGACAUCCCCUCAGGCGCCUUUCCACGCAAGUUCAACGAAUUCCAGAUUAAGCAGGGUCUCCGAGCGGUGUUGGAGGGACUGAAGCAUAACUUUGAUGUCCUGAGCCCCCUGCCCUCCAUCAAAGACAUGUCAGAGACGGACCUCAGGAUAGUCAUGUGCGCCAUGUGCUGGGACCCCUUCAGUGUUGACCUCAUCCUCUCGCCGUUCCUCGACUCACACUGCUGCAGCGCCGGCCAGCCGGGCCAGAGCAACACACUCAUACUCGACAAGAUCAUUGGUGACAGCAGGAGGAGGAUCCAGGUCACAGUCCUUUCCUACCACUCCUCCAUCGGCGUCCGCAAAGAUGAACUGGUGCACGGCUACAUUUUGGUCUACUCAGCCAAACGCAAAGCCUCCAUGGCUACCUUGCGGGCGUUUUUGGCUGAGGUCCAGGACGUCAUCCCUGUCCAGAUGGUGGCUAUCACAGACAGUCAGGCCGACUUUUUUGAGAAUGAUUCCAUCAAGGAGCUGAUGACAGAAGGGGAGCACAUUGCCACGGAGAUUGCUGCCAAAUUUACAGCGCUCUACUCACUAUCACAGUACCACCGACAAACCGAGGUGUUCACGCCUUUUUUCAAUGAGGUGCUAGAGAAGAAGCAGAGCAUUGAGAGCUCCUUCCUGUUUGACAGCUCGUCACGGGACUGCAUGACCGGUGCCAGCGAGGAUGUCUUCCCCACCUCGCCGCACAGCCACUCCCCUGCCUACAACCCCUACUACCCAGACUCGGAGGAUGACACUGAGGCCCCGCCCCCUUACAGCCCCAUAGGAGACGAUGUUCAGCUUCUCCCCACGCCCAGCGAACGGGCUAAGUAUCGUAUUGACCUGGAGGGGAACGAGUACCCAGUGCACAGCACGCCCGUCGGCGACCAUGAGCGUAACCACAAAGUGCCUCCACCCGUCCGGCCCAAACCGGUGCUCCCCAAGCCUAAUGUCAAGAAGCUGGACCCCAACCUGCUCAAAACCAUUGAGGCUGGCAUGCGGAGCAACCGCAGGACGCCACGCGGCCCAAUGGCACACUGCGAGGACGUGGAGGCUUCAGACAACUACGCCGACCCGGUGGACACCCUGCUCAAGUCCAAGGGUUUCAACGACGACAUAUACGCCGUCCCCGAGGACACGCACAGCCGCAUGGUCAAAAUAAGGAACUCCUUCGGCGGGCUGCACGUUCUCCACGGAGGAGGAGAGGAAGAGAACGGAUUUGAUCGCAAGUCCCAGGCCGGACGGCGGCCGUCCAAAUAUAAACACCGCUCUAAAAUCCUGUUUAGCAAGACCAAGGCCUACCAGAGGCGCUUCCACUCAGACAGUGACGGCGAGGAGUCGGGCCCCGCCACGCAGAAGAAGAAAAAGGGAAGAGCCCACCGGGGGAGCGAGGAGGACCCACUGCUCUCCCCUGCUGAUCCCUGGAAGGGCGGGAUAGACAACCCAGCCAUCACCUCCGACCCCGAGCAGGAUGAUAAGAAGAUGAAGAAGAAGAAGACACCUAAGACACCGAAGGAGCCGAAGAAGCCGAAAUCUUCCAAGCCCCCGAAGCCUCUGUACCCUCCCACCCGGAGAACGUGGGAGAGCAAUUACUUUGGCGUCCCGCUGCAGAACCUGGUGACCCCGGAGCGGCCCAUCCCCCUCUUCAUCGAGAAGUGUGUCGACUACAUCGAGCGCACUGGGCUGACAACAGAGGGCCUGUAUCGAGUCAGCGGGAACAAGACGGACCAGGACAACAUCCAGAAACAGUUUGAUCAAGAUCACAGUAUAGACUUCGUGGUGAUGGACGUGGCGGUGAACGCCGUCGCCGGAGCGCUGAAGGCUUUCUUCGCCGACCUGCCCGACCCGCUGAUCCCGUACAGCCUGCACCCCGAGCUGGUGGAGGCCGCAAAAAUCGUGGACUACAUGGAGCGUCUGCAGGUGCUGAGGGAGAUCGUGAACAAGUUUCCUCCUGUCAACUACCUGGUCUUCAAAUACAUCAUCACACACCUCAACAGGGUGAGCCAGCAGAGCAAGACCACGCUGAUGACGGCCGACAACCUGUCCAUCUGCUUCUGGCCGACGCUGAUGCGGCCCGACUUCGAGAACAAGGACACGCUGUCGACCACCAAGCUGAACCAGGCCGUCAUCGAGUCCUUCAUCCUGCAGAGCGACUACUUCUUCUACGGCGGCGAGGUGGCCGAGAGCUCCAGCAGCGAGGGGACGCCGCCGCCGCACUGCCACAACAUGGUGGAGGCUCUGCUGCCGCUGCAGCUGCCGCCGCCCCUGCAGCCGCAGCAGAUCCAGCACACCCUGCAGCCCGACCCGCUCUUAUAGGACGGCGAGCGAGAGGGACACCGGAACGCCGCCCAGAUCUCGGUCUUCACUACGGGACGUCGCUCGGAGGUCCUGAUCUGUUCUGCGAAACCUGGUUGGCUGGUAAAAACAAUAAAACUGAACCUGGACGGUGAAUUUUGUGGAAACCUUGUGGCUUGAACAUCAACCUGGCUCACUGUCGGAUUCGCCGCCGAGUGACAUCAUCGAAUUGACUCAAACGUGGCAGACAAGUUUUAGGGAGCGAUGUCUUGCUCAAAGACAUGUGGGCAGUUAACAGGAUCAAACCUGCGACCUUUUGGAUCUCAGGCAGCCUCUGUCUCCACCAGGCCGCCCUGCCGCCGCCCAGCCAGAGAAUUAUUAAUUGAAACCCCCUCCCUCCGCCCCCGCCCCGCCCCGCCCCCCCCAUCCUGUCGGUGUGAGAUUGACUGAUGGCUGUGAGAAUAAAUCCUGGAUUAGAGAAUUACAAUCGAUGCCACUUUCCUGAAUCAGUUUGGAUUUGCGUUGACAAACGAGCCGUCUCACGCGGACGCAGACGGCCGGCGAGCGGCGGUUUGGAUCAGAUCGGAUUCGAUUCACGUUUCUGGCGCACGCAUGGAAACACUAAUCGCUCAGCAGGGGAUUCUGGGACGUGGGCGGGGCUCAGAGAGUUCAUAAAGUAGCCUCCUCUCCUGUCCCAAUGGAAUAGCACACUGGGGUAAAGCAAACCCCAAUAACCCCCCCCACCACCACCACUACAAUGCGCAACAGGCCCCGCCCUCCUGCUUCAGGCCCCACCCCUCCUGUCUCAGGCCCCGCCCCCUGCCCCCUCUGCUGCUCCCGGCCAGGAGAGAAGUGCAACGUCACCAUGACUGCAACGCCCCCUGACUGACUGUUUAACCGACUGAUUAGCUGGUUUACUGACUAACUCGUUAGCUGAUUGGCUGGCUGAUCCACUGACCUGUCAGCUGAUUGGUCAGUCGUUUCAAAGACCCUCAUUAAAUACUUAAAUACGUUUUUCCUGCUCAAUUUUUAUGCAUUUCCUGUUGAAGCAGGACGUUUGGGGGUGGGACAUAACCUGUGGAGCUAUCACUCAAAAGCAUAAACCAAUCGGAGACCACUUUUAUUCGACCGGUGGGGGGGUGGGCGGGACUUCAAAAAUCUGAAGGUUUUCAUUGGUUGAAAUUUUCCUUUUACACCUCCCGGUGCAGUAUGAGGUCACCGCUCGUUUCCAGGAAGCGAAAGCAGCGGGAGUUGAUUGGAUGGGGACUUGAACGACUGACUCGUGAUCUGAUUGGUUAGCGGGGUCAUAACCAGCUCGUUAGCCAUCUGUCUGAUUGACCAAUCAGGUGACAGGAUGGCUUAAUGACUGAAUGGACUCGUCAGCACAGAAAACCGUUUCUUCCUCCCGCGCCGCCCUUCGACCCCUGACCUCUGACCUGCCGGUGACCUCGCCGCGAGGAGGGGGCGGGGCCAGAGCCUUUCUUCCAGCCGCGCCCGCAGCAGAGACGUCGAGGCGGGCGGACACAGCACGGAUUUGCUAACUCGACACCACGCAAACACAAAAAGGAACAAAAAUAUAUUUAUACUAGCGAGUUAUUUUUCAGGGGGGGGAGGGGGGCGUCGCUCUUCUUAUAAAUAAGAAAUGACUGUUGAAUAGAGAAAAAAAAAAUAAAAUGAAAUAACGCCCCCGACACGUCAAGUCAACGUGAACUUUGAACUCGAUGCACGAUUUGUUUCCGAGCUCCCGCGCGCCAAUUCAUUUCUGUGUUUUCUUUCAGUUUGCUUAGUUUAUUUUUUUAUCAUUUUUUUUCUUUGUUUGUUUUCUUUUUCUCUGCAAUCUUUUUUUUUUUUUAAUGAGUCAGAUUUUUACCUGGGGUGUGUGUUCGUGCGUGUGUGUGUGUGUGUGUCUGUACUUGUGCGUGAGCCGAUCUGUGGUCUCUACUCUGUGUUCCCGCCUUCUCCGGAGACGAAGUGGGAGGAAAAGGAAUUUAAAAAGUGAAAAAUGACGAACUCGACGCGAAGAGGCGAAAUCCGAUUCGACGACUGCAAACUGUCUCUUUCUCCUUUUCCUGAUGCAAUUACUGACCCUAUGAAAAUUCCCCCCACCGAUGAUGAUGAUGAUGAUGAUGGCACAUUUGCGAGGAAACCACUACACUGCAAUGCAUCCUGGGUAUCCGUCUCGGUGGAGGCGGAGGCGGCGGCGGCGGCGCGUCCCGCAGCUCCUGCACCUUUACAGAAGACGCUUCCUGACAUUUUUUCCCCUCCUUUUUGUUUUUUUUUUAAUUGUUUUUCUUCUUCUGUUUGUUUGUUGGAACUAAACUUUGCAUGUCUCUGUUUUGCCGCUUAGUGACACACACACAGAAAAAAAAAACAAACUGUAAAGGAGAAAAAAAAAAAAAAAAACAAAGACUUUGAAAUACUUAAUGAGCUCGAGGCGAGCCGCCCUCGUUCACAUCUCUAACUUUGGUUAAGGGGAACAUUUGCAAAUUUCCUCCAUUUGUUUCUUCUUUUUUUUUUUUUUUUUUUUUUUUUUUAUUUGUUUCCGUCAUGCCAGAUGUCAACUCUUAAUAUCAUAUUUUUGGUUAUAUGUCGAAUAGUUUCCCUAAAUAGAGGAAAGAAGUAUAUAUAAGUAUAUAUAUAUAAAUUUAUCAGCAGCUGACGUUGCUGAUUUAGCGAAAUGCCGCUGGGUACUGGACUGUAUAAUCCUGUCAAAAGCUAUAAUCAUAUUUCUUUGUGGUUCUGAUGGUGUAACUGAAACCAUUUUUUUUUUCUAAAUGGGGGAGGGUGGGUUGAAGUUAAAGUCUGGAGGAUUUAAUUUCCUCCUUGGCCCGUCUGGGGAAAAAAAUAAAAUAAAAUAAAAUAAAAAAAUAAAACCCUCAUUGCUUCCUUUGGCACUUUGAGAAGGAACAAUUGUGGUGGAACUGGUUUCGUCUGAGUUUACACAAGAAUCACAAAUCUGGUUUUGGUCACAUUUCACUCCAGCCGUGAAAAAGGAAAAAGGCUCUGGUCUGUGUGUGUGUGUGUGUGUGUGUGCAUGGUUGCACUGUCAAAAACUCAUAAACUCACACAAAUCAGAGACUCCCUCGUUAAAUACAAAUGAUUCAGCUUUAUCAGAAAACGUUUUAACCCCGUCUCGACUGGAUUUCUUGAUCAAAUCUGAGUCGAAAAAAAAA